This is a messenger RNA of Pterocles gutturalis (yellow-throated sandgrouse), 723 nucleotides long. Its product is annotated as late secretory pathway protein AVL9 homolog. The transcript is spliced from 6 exons. The record is from RefSeq and is a predicted model, not a curated record. Gene Ontology annotation, cellular component: cytoplasm. NCBI's taxonomy places the organism in Eukaryota, Metazoa, Chordata, Aves, Pterocliformes, Pteroclidae. The annotation marks the transcript as partial.
GUUGAGUUUUCCUAUCCUCCCCUAAAGCCUGGAAAAGGACAUGACAGCCACAGUUUACCAGAGGAAUGGAAGUACUUGCCAUUUCUUGCCUUACCAGACGGCGCUCACAACUAUCAGGAAGAUACGGUGUUUUUCCAUUUGCCACCGAGAUGCGGGGACCAAACCACAGUAUAUGGUGUCUCUUGCUAUAGGCAGAUUGAAGCGAAGGCAUUAAAAGUACGGCAAGCAGACAUCACCCGAGAAACAGUACAGAAAAGUGUGUGUGUUCUCAGUCAGCUGCCUUUGUACGGGUUACUUCAGGCGAAGCUGCAACUCAUUACACAUGCGUAUUUUGAAGAAAAAGACUUCUCGCAAAUUUCAAUUCUAAAGGAACUUUAUGAUCAUAUCAAUAGUUCCUUGGGCAAUACUUUGCUAGAAGGGUCACAAGUUUAUCUUGGUCUGUCUCCUCGGGAUCUUGUUCUUCACUUUAGACACAAGGUAGGCGUUAUCUGCUAGAUAGAUGAAGUACAGCACUUACUUUGUGGAGUAAAACACUUUGUGAGGAACGGAAGAAUAUACAUGUCCAGACAUACCUGAGCUAGGAGUAAGAAGACUGUUUCCUAAGUACUUCUGGGUACAGCCUCCUGAUUUCCCUUCCCCUUCUGCCUACAUAACUUCAGUGAAAGUUAAGUUCCAGACUGAAAAGUUUUGUCUGUCUGCUGGAUUCCCUGGAGAUUUCUAGGU